CUCAUUGAUAACUGUCACUCAGAUUUAGAGAUCCUGGAUCCAGAGACUUUGAACGACUACCACCCAUUGGCUGCAUAUCAAGUUGCUAGAACUUUGAUGGUGACCCCAAGGGCUUGGCUACUGCAGUAAAUUGAAAUGGCUUUGUUGCUUCUGGUCCACAUAAAUCCCAAACUCGUCCGUAAGAUUCGGCUGACCAAAGUUCCUGAAACUUUAGAGGAACUGUACAAUGAACUGCGUCAAAAACUUGAACUUGUGGGUGAAUUCUGUAUACAGUAUGAAGACUCAGACUUUGGCCAGGCAGUUUGCAACCUGAUUGACAUAGCAGAGUUGCCUUCAGAAAAGGCUGUCUUGCAUAUUCUGUGGAGCAAUGAGGACAUGCCAUCACCACCACCUCCAACACCAACUCGGUCAUCCUCCAUCUCUUCCCUUGACACAGCCAUCAUUGGAUCUCCAGACUCAAUCCACAGCUUAUCUUCAGUUGUGCGGACAUAUAGCAGGAACGUUUCACAGUGGCCCACUCCGUUCCCAGUACCACAAUUCUCAUAUGAUGUUGAACUGAUACUCCGCAAGGGGAAUGACACGUUUGAAAUAUCAGGGAAGGGUUUACAUGUAACCAGAGAUGUGAAAAAAGAGAUUCUGGACAAGCUGGCACAAGAAAUAUUUUCUGUGAAAGCCUACCCUGAAAAACAUGAGUUCCAUUCUGUUGCCGCUGUGCUUGUCAACAAACAUCUGCCUCAAAGAGCCUGGUGGUGGUACUGGAUAUGCGGGAUGGACAACCAGCAUAAAGUACAAGAUGGGGAACUACAGAUCAAAACUACGUCAAGCUGGAUGUAA
This is a messenger RNA of Megalobrama amblycephala (Wuchang bream), 834 nucleotides long. RefSeq lists its product as uncharacterized. The transcript is spliced from 2 exons. NCBI's taxonomy places the organism in Eukaryota, Metazoa, Chordata, Actinopteri, Cypriniformes, Xenocyprididae. The record is from RefSeq and is a predicted model, not a curated record. Bases 136 to 834 code for a protein of 232 amino acids.